This is a messenger RNA of Tarenaya hassleriana, 3345 nucleotides long. RefSeq lists its product as uncharacterized. Gene Ontology annotation, molecular function: protein binding. NCBI's taxonomy places the organism in Eukaryota, Viridiplantae, Streptophyta, Magnoliopsida, Brassicales, Cleomaceae. Bases 34 to 3144 code for a protein of 1036 amino acids. Gene Ontology annotation, cellular component: U2-type prespliceosome; commitment complex; U1 snRNP. The transcript has 12 exons. Gene Ontology annotation, biological process: RNA processing; mRNA 5'-splice site recognition. The record is from RefSeq and is a predicted model, not a curated record.
UAUCUGAGCAAUUCGAGAACUUGAGUGGUGACCAUGGAUGCCAUUGCCAACGCCACCGUCUCCGCCGGCGAAGCAAUGUCUCCGCCUCCGCCGACAGACUUCUCUUGUGAUAUGGUCGAUACGGAUAGACUAAAGGAAAUUUGUGCAAGCGGAGCACUGCAUUUUGAUGAUUCGACUUGGCUUAUCUCCGAGAUCGAGAAAUCGUUUCCAGAUGAUAUAGAGAAGCUAUGUCUGGUUUAUGAUGCUUUCUUGUCAGGAUUUCCUCUUUGCCAUGGAUAUUGGAGGAGGUAUGCUUAUCACAAGAUACGGUUAUGCACCGUAGAAAAGGCUGUUGAAGUUUUCGAAAGAGCCGUAGAAGCAGCAACAUAUUCUGUCCCCAUAUGGGUCGACUAUUGCACCUUUGCUGCAGCAGCGUAUGAAGAUCCUCUUGAUGUUUGUAGAUUAUUUGAGAGGGGCCUCUCAUUUGUUGGAAAAGAUUACUCAUGCUAUGCUCUGCGGGACAAAUAUAUAGAAUUUCUGUCAGAACAACAGCAGUGGAGUUCACUGGCUCACAUUUUCCUCCAGACCCUGAGAUAUCCAUCCAAAAAGUUGCAUGUCUAUUAUGAAAGCUUCAGAAUUCUGGCAGCUUCUCUGAAAGAGGAGAUUGAAUGUGGAAUAAAUGCCAGCGGAGAUCUUUCUUCAGUACCUAUUGAAGAAGACGCAGACCCUUCACAUUAUACCGAUGAUGAUAUUGCUAAUAUCGUUAGAGAUUUGCUGGGUGCUUCCAAUGUCUCGGUUAUGUCCAAAUCACUGCAGGCAUAUUUAUCAAUCGGAGAACGAUUAUUUCAAGAUACACAACAGUUGACGGAAAAAAUAAGUAGCUUUGAGACACGAAUCAACAGGCUAUAUUUUCAUGUGAAGCCACUCGACACAAAUCAACUGGACAACUGGCAUGAAUAUUUGGACUUUGCUGAAUUACAUGAGGACUUUGAUUGGGCUGUUAAACUUUAUGAGAGAUGUUUAAUACCAUGUGCUAAUUAUCCUGAGUUCUGGAUCCGCUAUGUGGAUUUUGUUGAAAGCAAAGGUGGAAGGGAGCUAGCAAAUUUUGCACUUUCUCGGGCAACACAAACUUUUGUCAAGAAUGCAUCUGUCAUCCAUCUAUUUGAUGCAUGGUUCAAAGAACGCACAGGAAAUGUAUCAGCUGCUUAUGCUGCUCUUUCUCGAUGUUCGAAGGAGCCUGGUUUUACUUUCAUUGAAAAUGUAAUGAAGAAAGCUAACAUGGAAAAACGCCUGGGUGAUUUUGAAGCAGCUGAUAAGACGUAUAGAGAAGCACUUGAGAAAAUUUCUGCAGGGAAAGAAAACUCGGAGACCCUCCCGCUGUUGUAUGCUCAUUUUUCUCGCCUCAAGUACACGUUGACUCAAAGUGCUGACGCUGCUAAAAAGAUUCUAAUGGAGGGCAUUGAAAGAGUACCUCACUGCAAAUUACUUCUCGAGGAACUUAUAAGAUUCACAAUGACGCAUGAAGGGUCUCGGCAAAUAGAUCUGCUAGAUUCUAUCAUUGAUAAGGAAAUAUCCCACCAGUCAGAUUCCUUGAGUGGUUUGAGCGCACAAGACAAAGAGUAUAUAUCAAAGUUAUACUUGGAACUUAUCGACCUCUGUGGAACCAUCCAUGAUGUGAGGAAGGCAUGGAAACGGCAUGCAAAAUUGUUCCCAGAUUCUACGGGGCUCAAUGCAUAUGCUUUUCCUGCCGUCUCUGAGAAUCCGCUCAAAGGGUUUAUGCAGAGAAGACGGGAAAAUGUUGUCUGCUUGACCCAGAACCUGUCAUCAACAGACAAUAUCAUUGACAAUCCGGUUAUUUCGCCCCGAAAAGACAAGAAAGAGUUACCUGUAGACUCUGAUGGUGUCCGAUCCAAAAACACCGCCACUGAUCAUGGCGAUUGUGUUGUUCAGUCUGGCCUUCUUAACAGUCAGCUGAAUCCUGAUGCUCGGGCCACAGGACUUCAAAGUCCUAAAGAACAUGUUGCCCGGAAGGAUCAGUGUGAAUCUCAACUGUCACUCGAGAGGCUAUCACUGGGAUAUAAGGAGGAUGAAGAUGAGCAUGGUCGUCGAGAUGUCAACAUGACCAGUAGUCAGCCCAUACCAAAAGAUGGUCUAGUCACUAAAAGAGCCUACUUCUUGACCAAUCCCUCAGGAGGUCGGGAAUCAGAUGCAAUAGAGAUCCAACCUAAGGGUGUUCAGAAUCAGAAUCAUCGAGAUUCCAAUCCCGGGUCUCAGGAGAGACAUCCUCAGAGGAAGUUUCAGAGGUUUUCUCCGGUUCCUGGUCAGCACCAGGGUGUAGUCCCUCAGACUCAGAGCUCUGUCUUGCAGAAUCAUCAGAACCAAAGUACAGUGUCUGCAUCUCAGAUUCAGGUCCAGGCUCAAACAGCUGUUGCUUACCCUCAAGCUCAGACUGCAGUGCAAAGUAAUGAGCAACAAGGACAAACAGAGAGUACUGAAGGGUACAACCAGAUGUGGCAGCAGUAUUACUAUUACUAUUACUACUACUAUCAACAGCAACAGCUUCUGAAUCAACAGCCGCCACAACCAAAUUGGAAUUCCCAGCUGCAACAGCAGCAGCAGCCAGAUCAGAAUCUGCCAAAUCUUCUUCCAGAACAGCAACAGCAACUGUUGCAGUUACACCAAUUUUUCACGUCCCAGCAGCUCCAACAGUCUCAAGUAGAACCACAGCACCCACCAUCCCAACAGCAAGAACAACAGAACGCCCUACGGUCGCCAAUCCAGCAGAGCCAAGAAGAACAACAGCACAUUCAGUUCCAGCAGCAACACCAGUGGCUCCUGCAGCAACAACAACAACAACAACAACAGUGGUUUCUGCAACAGCUACAGCAACUGCAACAACAGCAGCCGCAGCAACAGCAACAGCAACCAUGUCCACAACAGCAACCAUCCUGUGAACAACAUCAACAACAACAACAACAUCAUCUCUACCUCCAAUAUCAGCAGCAGCAGCAGCAGCAGGGGGAAGAAAGACAAGACGAGCAGAAGCUUUCUGUCUGUGUCUCAGAUUCCCAAAAAGGGACAGUGACAGACGAGAGGGAGUCGGGACAAGAACAUGGAGCAGGCUAUGCGUCAGUUCUAUCCAAGUCAACUGGAAGCCAUGGCUGAUCAUCACUAGUUCAAAUGCUGCACCAUAUGAUGUAUCUCUGCAUUUUUAUGCGUGAUUAUAUAUAUAUAUAUAUAUAUAUGUAUAUAAAUAUAUAUAUAUGUUUUAGCUUAGUACUUGUGAACUUAUUUAACAUUAUGCUCGAAAAGAAUAUCGUCUAGAGUCGUGAAAUUGACGUAGUAGUAGCAACAUUUGGAGAAUUA